CGGAGCGCCCAACAGAGAGAGUGUGCGUCCGCGCUCGAGAGCCACGCAUCGCUCUGACGGAUUGUAACUUCACACGUCUUCAUACUUACCUCAGGAUUUUUCUUCGUGGGAGAAGGGACAUUUGAAUAUCACAAGCUGAAAUUAAUCACCCUUCUUUUUUCUCCGCCGGUGGACCGUAAUUUGCUGUGGUUUGUGGGAUAUUUCCGAUAAAAAGAUGCCCGCUGAUAUGAUGGAAAAAUCCUCGUCCUCUCCGGUCGCUGCAACCCCGGCAAGCAUGAACACUACUCCUGAUAAACCCAAGACAGCCUCUGAGCACAGAAAGUCCUCCAAACCAAUUAUGGAAAAGAGGAGAAGAGCCAGAAUCAACGAAAGCUUGGGGCAGCUGAAAACUCUGAUCCUGGAUGCGCUCAAAAAAGAUAGCUCCAGACAUUCUAAACUGGAGAAGGCAGACAUCCUGGAGAUGACGGUGAAGCAUCUCCGGAACCUCCAGAGGGCUCAGAUGACCGCUGCCCUGAACACCGAUCCAACUGUCUUGGGAAAGUAUCGUGCGGGUUUCAGCGAGUGCAUGAAUGAAGUCACCAGGUUCCUUUCCACCUGUGAAGGUGUCAAUACCGAGGUCAGGACGCGGCUGCUUGGGCACCUGGCCAACUGCAUGACCCAGAUUAACGCCAUGAACUAUCCCAACCAGCAUCAGCACCAACACCAGCUGCCCCCUGCCGCUGGACCAACACACUCCUCAUUUGGCCAGUCUAUGGUGCAAAUCCCCAGCUCAUCCCCGCAGGUUUUGCCCAUGAACGCGGUCUCCUGUAAAGGAGGCUCUUCGCCAGCAAGUUUACCUUCAGACGCCACCAAAGUGUACGGCGGCUUCCAGAUCGUGCCUGCCACAGACGGACAGUUUGCAUUCCUCAUACCCAAUGCAGCAUUUGCGCCGAACGGCCCCGUUAUCCCCGUGUACGCCAACAACGUCAGCACGCCGGUCCCUGUGCCAGCUGCGGUUUCCCCCGGAGCCCCUUCAGGCAACACAGACUCAGUGUGGCGACCUUGGUGAAAAGUGGGGAAUGACCACAGAGACUAUAACAUGAUACUUAAUAGUUCUUUCUUUGUUCAAUGUUAGAAAAGUUGUUUUCAAUAUGGUUUUUUCUUGUAAAAUGGAAAGAGUAUGCACUAUAUUUGUACAGCUAACAAGGGAGUAAAGUUCAUAUUGAAAUGAGAUUUGUAUUGUGGAAGUCUGUUCACUGCAUUUUUAUAUAUUUGAGUUGUCUUUUUUACUGUGUGAUGCCAAAGAUAUGUUCAUUGUUCUUAUGCUGUUCUUCAUUUUGGAAGACAAAUAAAUUUGUAAAGAUAUGAAAA
This is a messenger RNA of Monopterus albus (swamp eel), 1350 nucleotides long. RefSeq names its product hairy-related 6 (gene hes1). Gene Ontology annotation, biological process: regulation of DNA-templated transcription. Bases 215 to 1048 code for a protein of 277 amino acids. The record is from RefSeq and is a predicted model, not a curated record. Gene Ontology annotation, molecular function: DNA binding; protein dimerization activity. Lineage: Eukaryota; Metazoa; Chordata; Actinopteri; Synbranchiformes; Synbranchidae. The transcript is spliced from 4 exons.